AUGGGACCAGCUAACAAAUCUCAAAUAUCUUCAAAUAACUUCUCGCUGUUGGGCAUCCCAGGACUAGAGCACCUGCACGUCUGGAUCGGGAUUCCCUUCUGCUCCAUGUACCUGGUGGCUGUGGUGGGGAACGUGACCAUCCUGGUGGUGGUGAGGACAGAACGCAGCCUCCAUGAGCCUAUGUUCCUCUUCCUGUGCAUGCUCUCAGUCACAGACCUGGUCCUCUCCACAUCUACACUGCCCCGCAUGCUCUGUCUCUUCUGGCUUGGAGCCCGUGACAUUGCUUUUGAUGCCUGCUUGGCCCAGAUGUUCUUCAUCCAUAGCUUUACUGCUAUGGAAUCAGGCUUCUUUUUGGCCAUGGCCAUUGACCGUUAUGUGGCCAUUUGUCAUCCACUGCGCCAUACCACCAUUCUCACUCAUGCUCGCAUUGCCAAAAUGGGAGCUUCUGUGGUACUCCGGGGAGUGGCCUUCUUUUCCCCACAUCCCAUUCUCCUCAGGCAGCUGCCCUACUGCAGGACUCGAAUCAUUGCGCACACCUACUGUGAGUUCAUGGCUGUGGUGAAGCUUGCGUGUGUGGACACAGGAGCCACCAAGCGUUACAGUCUCAGUGUGGCCUCUGUCAUCGGUUCCUGUGAUGGCUUUUUCAUUGUUAUUUCUUAUGUCCUAAUACUCCGUGCAGUCUUUCAUCUUCCAUCACGGGAAGCAAGUUUUAAAGCUCUGGGCACAUGUGGCUCUCACAUCUGUGUCAUCCUUGUUUUCUACUCCACAGCUGUCUUUACCUUCCUGACUCAUCGCUUUGGUCACAAUGUGGUGCCCCAAAUUCACAUAUUCAUUGCUAAUAUGUACCUUAUGGUACCACCUUUUCUUAACCCCAUUGUUUAUGGUAUUAGGACCAAGAAAAUUCGAGACUAUGUCCUUAGUUCUCUAAAGGUAAAGGCUGCUUGA
This is a messenger RNA of Manis javanica (Malayan pangolin), 945 nucleotides long. Its product is annotated as olfactory receptor 52D1-like. Gene Ontology annotation, biological process: G protein-coupled receptor signaling pathway. Gene Ontology annotation, molecular function: olfactory receptor activity; G protein-coupled receptor activity. Gene Ontology annotation, cellular component: plasma membrane. NCBI's taxonomy places the organism in Eukaryota, Metazoa, Chordata, Mammalia, Pholidota, Manidae. The record is from RefSeq and is a predicted model, not a curated record.